GAGAGUGCGGAGGAACCGCGGGGCGAGGAAGUAGCCGCAGGACGGACGCCGGCUCCGGGGGGUUUCACACCGGCUGCUCCGGAGCCGCACGGAGAUGCUCCAACACGGGGGGCACCGGCGCGGGGGUCCCUGGUGCCCGCUGGCGCUGCUGGUCUUGGCGCCGCUGGUCACGGUCAGUAACGGAGGACCCCCGGAGUGCUGGGAACAAGCCGUGUCUGCCAAUGGAACGCUGGAGCUGCUGCCAAAGAAACCCAUGAGGGAAUGGGCAAGAGUCAAAUGGAGAGUGGGACCGGGUGCAGAGUCCUACCAGCUGAUCCUGAUGGCUCGAAGGAAUAAAUCUGCCUCUGUCCCCAAGGGUUCUUUCUCCGGGAGAGCAGUUUUCCAGGAGGAGCCCCUUUCCCUGCGGAUCAGCCCGGUCCACGCAGCCGACGCUGGGCAUUAUGAGGCAGAGUUUGAGGACCCAUCCGGUGUUGUCAUCACCCGGUGCUUCAGCGUGUCGGUGUGGGAGCCCCUUCAGCCCCCCCAUCUGGAGACACGAGUCCUGCACCAGGAGCGGGGCUGGUGCAACCUCUCGCUGCUCUGCACCGCGCCCGGCGCCGGCCCCGUCUCCUACAGCUGGUCCUGCACCGGGGAUGCUGCGGGAGCACCGGAGCCGUGGCCCCGGCUGCACCGGCAGGUCCAUGCGGAUGCCGACCCCACGGUGUGCGGCUGCAACGUGAGCAACCCGGCGAGCUGGAGCACGGCCAACACCAGCAUCUCGGCAGCUUGUCGCGCCGCGGCCGCAGGGCUUUCCAGCCUCAUUCCAGGCUGGGCAGUGGCAGUGGCUGUGCUGGCCCUGGCCAUCUCCAUAGCGCUUGUCAUCACCUUCUGCUGGCGGAGGAAGCGAGGAAAGGAUCCCCCAGCAGGACACAUUGAGCCGACAUUGACUGUCUACGAGGAGGUGGGAAAAGCCCAAACAGGCCGAGACCCUAGUGCAACUCGUGAUGAGGCCACCUUGGGAGAAAACACCAUCUAUGCUGUCAUCUCCAAAACACAGGGACCCAGUCUCCCUCGGGAGCCCGAAAGCAGAACCAUUUACUCCAGGCUCCAGCCCAGCAGGAAGUCUCCUUCUCUCAGGAGGAAGAGGCUGGACCCAGCUUUGAUUUCCACGGCCUAUGUAGAGGCUACGGGGUGCUCUAAACGCCCCCCAUUGCAGACCUUGCCCCUGCCUCCAACCAGCCACCACCUCUCCUAGAGCCCCAGCAAGACCUUCCCUUCCCCAAUGGGCUUCUCCUGGAGCACCCAGAGACCUCCAGCACCCACCGGGAUCCCACCCAGCAAAGCCAGGAGCUCCCUCGGGAUGGGAACAAUCCAACAUGGGUUCAAACCCCGUCUGUGCCUUGCAGGCUCUUGUGAUGGGAAGACUCAGUGAUGGAAACCUGUCUUUGGAGGAAAUGGAAGUGAAAUUGGGCUGAUGCAUCAUGGGGGAA
This is a messenger RNA of Strigops habroptila (Kakapo), 1469 nucleotides long. Its product is annotated as natural killer cell receptor 2B4-like. The coding region runs from base 95 to 1234 and encodes 379 amino acids. The record is from RefSeq and is a predicted model, not a curated record. Gene Ontology annotation, cellular component: external side of plasma membrane. The transcript is spliced from 9 exons. Gene Ontology annotation, molecular function: MHC class I protein binding. NCBI's taxonomy places the organism in Eukaryota, Metazoa, Chordata, Aves, Psittaciformes, Psittacidae. Gene Ontology annotation, biological process: natural killer cell activation involved in immune response.